Messenger RNA from Corticium candelabrum, 2854 nucleotides. RefSeq lists its product as uncharacterized. The record is from RefSeq and is a predicted model, not a curated record. NCBI's taxonomy places the organism in Eukaryota, Metazoa, Porifera, Homoscleromorpha, Homosclerophorida, Plakinidae. The transcript has 14 exons. Bases 1 to 2628 code for a protein of 875 amino acids.
AUGCCGUACUGGUCAGUGGAAGUUGAGAUUGUGUUGAGUCGCUAUAGGAAGAGUUGCUCGAAGAGGAAACACGGAGUGUGGUCACCGAGAAGUGCUAGCAUCUCAUCCAUCAGGGCAGAAGGUUUUGAGCCACCUAGUGGGGGAAAGUGGAGCAGACGAACAGCUCACUCACGGUGGCUUAGGCCGAAUGUGUUGAUCAGUCAGUCCUUCAAGGCACUCUUUAAGAGGAUCAGGGUGUGGACCCUCAAGCCCGAUUCACAGUACGAUGCUAGCACAAGUGUCUUCGACUGGCAGGCAGGGUAUGAAGUCGCACUCAUUUUGACUACUGUGCUCACAACUCAUUGUCUACAUCUAUGUUUGUCUCUGUACAUUUCUAUGUACCCUUGGACUGAUGCAGUCUCACUACCUCGCCUUGACUUUAAGCACUGUCGAUUAGACAAGGAUCAGUGGCAUAAAGCCAUUGAAGAGCAGAGUCAAAAGAUGCCUGUGCAUCUGGUGGUUAGUUGUUUGGAAGGCGGUUUGUACAAUCUCAGUGAGGUGGCUGAAUGUACACCAUCAACUGCAGUUAGUGCAGAAGGGUUUUGGAUCUCACUGUAUGAUGGCAAUGGUGACCCAGUCAAAAGACUUCCAGGUCACAAGCGGGAUCUUGUUGUUGCAAUGAAAGUGCAGAGUCCUCGUAAUGAAUUUGAGAUUGAGGGCUCCACAGAAGGAUUUGGCAAGUUUACAAUAACUGAUGCAGGACAGCACACUUUCAAGUUUACUGUAAUUAACAGAGCCACUAUCUCUAGAAAGAAUCAAGAAGCAGAAUCAUCUGAUGUUAAGCUGCUAGAAUGGCAACACACUCUCAAUGUUGUAGCUGACCCACCAUCUGUUAUAUGUGUCAUGGAUGCUAGCAAUGAUGUACGGCUUGGCAGUAAGGAAUUUUCUCUUGAUGUUGAUGUGUUGGACAAGUACAGAAAUCCUUGCAAAGGCAUAGAGGUGAAUGUAACACUCUGUUGCAGCAACAAAUGCCUUCAAGCUUUGGCACCAUCAAACAGCAUUGCCACUGAUGAAAAUGGUCGGUUUUGUUUGUGUGAUGUUCAGUUUAUUCCCCAUGACAUUGAUGCAGCUAGAACUAUGUUGCUAACUGGAAUGCAAACUGUUACUCUAGUUGUAAAUGACACUAUAAAGCAAAAGGUGAAAGUUAAAAUCAAUUCAGGUAUGCCUGUAAGCUUGCAGCUAGUGGAGCCACUGUCAUUAGUAAAACAGAACUCUGUUGGAUCUUUGGCUGUUCGUGUGUUGGAUGCAUUCAGUUUAGCGGCUACAGUGUAUCGAGAUGAAGCAUAUCGAGUAUCUGCACAAUUUCGAACUGCCCAUGCAAAAGGAAUGUCACAGCAGUUUACAGAAAUACUGAAACCUGGCAACUCUGGCUGCAUUUUGUUCUACAAUUUGAAAUUUAUAUUUCCUGACAAUACGGCCACUGCUGGACAAGUUGAAUUAUCGUUACUGGAGCGUACACUUAAUACUGAUGAUGAAAACAGCAGGGAAGUAACUGUGUGCUCUCUUGUGUGUGAUGUCAAUAUCAUGCCUAGCUGUCAACCUGUUUGUCUAAUUCUGUACGAUAAUGACGACAAACCAUUGUCUUCCAAUGAUGUCAUUGUUGCCAAAGUUGGAACUUUUCUUAAACUUCAAGUUGUGGCAUUGGACAUGCAAGAUAAAGUAAUGGAUUUGUUAGAGUUUAUGCGUGAGCAUCCUAACACUUGUUUGCAAACAAGCUGGUCAACAGUAGCAACAAGACCAACGGCUACAAAUGUAAGAAAGGAAGAUGAUUUACAACCUCUUUGCUUUCCCCCUCUACCCGUGCCACAGAAAGCAGACUCCGUUGUGUCACACAGUGUCAUUCUGGAAGAUAAUGGCAUAGAAAUUGUAAAAUCUGUUAUAAAGAUACAGCCACAGCCAGUUGAAGCUUGUCAGGUUGUCAUUGAAAAGCAAAGACGUUCUACCGCUGUGGGCUGUGGGAAUGAGGGAGAACUGCAUCAUUUGCUACGAUUUUUUUUGGUGGAUGUAUUUGGAAACAAAGUGAAUGUUGAUGACACUACUGACAUUCAAGCUGUUCUUGAUGACACAGAUGAUUCAGAAUGUUAUCGUGAAGGAGACUGGCACCUGGAAAGGGAAGUGGUUUCACUAGACAUGGGGGAAAACAUAGUGCGACUUUACACACAGUUUCAACUUUCUACCAGUGCUGUUGUAGUUGGUUUGGGGAAAGCUAUUAUAUCAGCUUAUGUACCAGAAUGCGAUAUGACAAUGACUUGUUCACUGAAAGUACAACCUGGCCAUCCUUCACGAGUAGAAGUGCAGAGCAGUGGCUUUGAAGAUGCACAGUCAUUUAGUGACAGGCAUACAAUGCAGUUUAUUCGAGAUCAACCUCUUCCAGUAAUAAAUGCCGUCUUAGUUGACAUGGGAGGAAAUGAGGUGAAGAGAAGUAAAUCACGGCAAUACAACUUUACUGCUGAAAUUCAGGAAUCUGGCAGAAUAUACAGCAAAGUCACAUUUGAUACAAGCACAAAUAACCCUCCACUUGAGCUACCUCUAAAUUUGACAGCUCAGGCAUUUACAAUUAUUGUGAAAGCUGAAAUUGAGGAACAGUAGGAGAACGGGCAUUUUUUGAUGUGAGGGUUUUCUACCCAAACGCUGCUUCCAACCGCAAACACUCUUCACUCAAAUCCGCCUAUGUGAGUCACGAGAAUGAGAAGAAACGCGCUUACGGUGAGAGAAUUCGGGAAGUUGAGCAUGGGUCUUUCACUCCAUUAGUGUUUACGUCAUACGGAAGCACAGGCCCAGAGGCAACAACCUUCUAUAAGCGAGUGGCAAGUCU